This is a messenger RNA of Carica papaya (papaya), 1353 nucleotides long. RefSeq names its product glycerol kinase. Lineage: Eukaryota; Viridiplantae; Streptophyta; Magnoliopsida; Brassicales; Caricaceae. The record is from RefSeq and is a predicted model, not a curated record.
CUUUUGUGGCGGCUGGGUAGACAAGUGACCGGAGUGCGUGCCCAAAGGAAUUUCUUUUAGAAUAUUCUACAAAUACAUGUAUAUCACACAACGCAUACAUAUAUACCAGGAUAAAAGGUGAUAAACGCAGUGGGGUAGUCAAAUGGCAAUAUCAGCAGCUAACGCUGCGAUAUGCGUCGCUUCUCGAUUCCCGAAACUUGCUAAUAUUGGACAUGCAAAUCGCUUUCAACCCAUCAAUAUUACCCCUUCAACUUUCAUUUCUUUUCGCAGAUACCCAAUUCUUAGAGUCACUUGCGCUGCCAUCUCAGAUACUGAUCAACUUUCACACGGUACAAUCACCACCGCCAACAACUGCUGGUCAGAGUUCUGUAAAAAUGUGUCCGGAGAAUGGGAUGGAUAUGGUGCAGAAUUUUCAAAAGAAGGCAAACCCAUUGAACUCCCUGAAUCUGUGGUACCCGAGGCUUACAGGGAAUGGGAAGUUAAGGUCUUUGAUUGGCAGACCCAGUGCCCUACUCUUGCAAAUCCCCUGGACUCUACUAUGGUUUACAAAUCCAUUAAACUACUUCCUACUGUUGGAUGCGAGGCUGAUGCUGCAACUCGUUAUAGUAUUGAUGAGAAGAACAUUGGAGGUGUAGAUAACAUGGUUUCUGCCUUUGCGUAUAAAUCUAAUGGCUCCUAUGUGGCUAUCUGGCCAGUUGGUAAGAAUGAUAAAAAUAGAAUAUUGGAACUAGAGCAUUGCUUGAUCAAUCCUCAGGAUCGGGAGUCCCGUCUGAGGGUAAUUCAGGUUGUCCUGAUAGAUGGUUCAAAGAUGUUGUUGCAGAGUAUUAGAGUAUUUUCCGAGCAAUGGUAUGGACCAUAUGGAAAUGGUGACCAGCUUGGUGGAUGUGCUAUCCGGGAUUCCACAUUUGCUUCUACAGCUGCCAUCAAAGCUUCUGAGGUUGUUGGUCUGUGGCAAGGUCCAAAAGCUGUGGCUAAAUUUGAUGCUUCUCAAUCUAAUUUCUUUAAAGAAGUUAUAGACGGUGGAGUACUGAGAUCAGUAAGAGAUGAUAGCAACCUCAUAUUGCUUCCGAAGCAACUAUGGUGUUCACUGAAACGAAGUAAAGAAGCGGAAACCUGCUGUGAGGUUGGGUGGGGGUUUGAUCCUGGAUGUGCUGUUACGUCAAAAUGCAUUUUCUCAAAUGACUUGAAGUUGAAAGAAAUUUCAAUUGGACAAGAAACUGCUGGCUCAGAGGAUGUAUAGUUACUGUUAAUUUGCUUGCAGGUUGUACAAUGUACAAUGAGAGACUAUCUAAAUGUAUAUUUUAUAAUUUAAAUAAACUUAACCAUAGAGCUGGUUGCCAUGUUCUGUAAUCA